AUGAAGAUGGAGGAUUAUGAAAUAUUCUGCAAGAAGCAUCUUGCCAGAAUCCAAGAAGAGGCACUAAAAAGAGAAACCUCUUUUGCUAUUCAGCACAAAAACAACUCCCUCAUUCAAUUCCAUGGAGUUCCUGUGCUUUCCCCUCUGCUUAGCCUUGAAAAGAAAAAGGAAAUACAACAAUAUAAACAGAAAGCACUGGACCUAGAGACCUGGAGACAGAACUCCCGGAAAAGAGCUUUAUUGAAUCGUGUUCAGGAGAUUCUAGAUAAUGUUCAGGUCAGGAGACGACCUAGUGUGAGUGAUGCGAACACACAGGAGGCUGAGAAUACUUGCCCUGAUUCAGAUUCAAAAGCUUCAGCUGACUUCACAGCUCUAUCAGAUGGCACUUUGGCAUGUUCUCCUGAAAGGCGUGGUUCCACAGCGCUUGAGAAGGCACCAGAUCUUAAGCCAUCAGAUGCUAUUGGGCAGGUGACACCAAAUGUGACAGAAGUAGUUAAAGCAGCAGAAGAAAACGUUUUUUCAAAGCAAAGCGAGAGUCACGUCUCAAAAGAUGUACCUUGUCCAAGGGCUGCGUCUCCUGACAAUGUGCAUAAUAAGCCUGCUACGUAUGCUUUGCAAAAGCAGGAGGGACUAGGAGCAUCGCCGUCAGAUGAGGAAGUCCAAGAUCCAUAUGUAAUGAGUCUUCAGAACCUGAUGAAGAAAUCUAGGGAGUAUGUAGAGAAAGAGCAAACCAAGCGUAGCUCAAAAAGUAAUUCAAAGAGGAGUGUGAGUGAAAGUCUUUCAGAUAAAGAAAACGAUGGUGUGAAGACAACUGACUCUGUGAAAGAAAGAGCAAAGCCUGCAGGCAGAAGUGGUGGUGCUCUGACACUUGAUAAGCCUAGUCUUAAUAAAUCAAAUACCCUUCUCCAAGGUGCCUCUACUCAUGCAAAUAACUCAAGUAUGUCCACUUUAUCCAGUUUUUCUAAAGUGGACAUACCAAUGAGAGUUGGAACACCCCCAUUGGUGGAUUCGGAUUCAGAUGAAGAAUUUAAAAAGACUUCUAUGUUUGAUCGUGACAGUAGCAUUGUCAGGAGCCUCACAGGCUCUUAUGCCAAACUGCCAAGCCCAGAGCCAAGCAUGAGCCCUAAAAUGCACCGAAGGCGCCCAAGACCUUUAUCAAUGGGACACAUAGUUAUAAAUAACCCAGUGAAUGCUUACGAGUUGAGUCCUAAAGGCAAGGGUAGAACAAUGGAUUUAAUCAUGCAAGAUAUUGCAGACAAAAACAAUGUGUCCGAAUCAGUGCCAAAGUUCAUGGUGGACUUCACUAUGGCUUGCCCUAGCAGAAUUCCUGGUGUCAACAGGAAUUCUUCAGGCCCUUAUGAUGGGUUGGGGGUUGGCAGACCAAAUCGCCAUUCCUUUGGGCACUUUGAAAGCAAAGGAACGUUUUUGGCUACAGUGGAAGGACAGGUAGUGAUGGACAGCAGAGGCCCAUAUAAAGUAGAGACCAGCACUAACAUUGUUGCUGCAAAACUGAAUGAGCCAUUUGCCAGCAGCCAGUCUACAGUAACACAGAAGCUCCUAACUGCGAAUGAAACCAACCCAUCUAGUCUGCUAGAAAAUACUAAAUGUAAUUCUCCAGUAGAACUCAAUAAGUCUUAUGAUGUAGAGGAUCCAUCUCCACUACUAAUGCAGAGCAAGAAUAUGCAACAGCAGAUGGACACUCCAAGUAUUUCCUCAGCAAAUGAGCAGUUUCUAGAAAAUAGUUCUGAAAAGGUAAAACGUAGACUUGAUUUGGACACCGACAACUGCCAAAAAGAAAACAGUCCCUGUGUUCUAACAGUUGGAAUGGAAGAAGAGAAGCAGUGGUUGCAAGAACAGAAGUAUCCUGUGGGAUCAGUUUACAUUACCAAGACUGCAGCCCCUGAUAAUAUGGCAAAAGAAGAUAUUUUAAAAACUAAAAUGUUGGCCUUUGAAGAAAUGAGGAAGAGACUUGAGGAACAGCAUGCGCAACAACUGUCGAUUCUGAUAGCUGAACAAGAGAGAGAACAGGAGAAAUUGCAGAAGGAACUGGAAGAGCAGGAGAGAAAGUUGACAGGGAAGAAGGUUGCUACAACAGAAAUAGAAAUUUCCAAAGUGAACAUUAACAGUAGAAUGGAAUUGGAGUGGAGGAAAAAAAGCGAAAGCAGCUUGCUGGAAAGUGUGCAGUCUCAGCUGGAGACAGUCCACAAUGCAAACUCUACCAGCAUUGGUUUUGCUCAUACUACAACACCGAGCACCUUUGCUUCAACAAGUGAAACGUCAUUCUUUCUCUGGGGACCAUCAGGCACUGGAGUUAUAAAAACCUCAGUAUCUAGGCCAACUAACAGGAUCAAAACUCGGUGGACGCAGGUUUUCAGUCCCGAGAUACAAAUGAAGUUCGAUAAGAUCACUGCUGUGGCAAAGGGGUUUCUCACGCGUAGACUCCUGCAGACAGAAAAACUGAAACAUCUGAAGCAAACUGUAAAAGAUACAAUGGAGUUCAUAAAAAAUUUUCAGUCUGAAGCCCCAUUAAAAAGAGGAAGUGUUUCUGCACAAGAUGCAUCCCUUCAUGAAAGAGUAAUGGCUCAGCUGCGAGCUGCUCUGUAUGACAUCUACGACAUCUUUUUUACAAUGGAGGCAUCAGAAAGAAUGAAUAUUCUGCGUCAUGAUCGUGAAGUUCGUAAAGAGAAGAUGCUCAGGCAAAUGGAUAAAAUAAAGAGCCCAAGAGAGCGAGUGACACUUUCAACAGCUACACAGAAAUCUCUGGACAGGAAGAAGUACAUGAAGGCUUCAGAAAUGGGAAUGCCAAGUAAAAAAAUAAUAAUAAAACAAAAAACCCCUGAAAGCCGUGUACUGCAACCCAAUCAAGGACAGAAUGCCCCAGUUCACAGACUUCUUUGCAGACAAGGAACCCCUAAGACCUCAAUGAAGGGGGUUGAGCAAAAUAGAAAGAAGGCCUCAGAGAGCAGAAUGUCUAACAAGGCUAUUUCAGGAGCAUAUGCAGGAAGAACCCAAAGAAAGAAGCCAAAUGUUGUGACAAUUUAAGAAGACAGCACUCACUGGGAUAAAAUGGCUGUUCUUUAAUGAUGGCAUUCUCAGCACUGAUUGAAACAUUGCAUUCCUAUGCGUAUAUGUAUAUUUAGAAAUUAUAAACAUAUUUUGUCAUUUCCAGAUGAUGACACAUUAAUACAAUCAUAUUGAAGUAAUAAAGGGCUGUGAAGCUUGAAUACCUGUGGAAAAAUUGCAUGUUAAAAC
Nestor notabilis (Kea) is the source of this 3252-nucleotide messenger RNA. RefSeq names its product centriolar coiled coil protein 110kDa (gene CCP110). The record is from RefSeq and is a predicted model, not a curated record. The transcript has 14 exons. Gene Ontology annotation, biological process: centrosome duplication; regulation of cytokinesis; centriole replication. Bases 1 to 3042 code for a protein of 1013 amino acids. NCBI's taxonomy places the organism in Eukaryota, Metazoa, Chordata, Aves, Psittaciformes, Psittacidae. Gene Ontology annotation, cellular component: centriole.